UAGGACUAGUAGUGUUGUGACAAUGGUUAUAGGAACAGCGAAAUUUUCUACAACUUUGAAGCAAAAGAUGAGAUUGAUUUCAGCUGGUUGAAUUUUGUUGUCAAUUGUUGAGUGUCAUUAAGGCUAUUAUAGUUUUUACUUAAUUUCCACCAUUCUCCUGAUUUUUGAUCUAUACUCCAAUGGGUGCCCAUUAAAGGGAAUAUGUCAGAUUCCCAAUUGCCAGUUCCAUUAUUCUGGGAGUCUCUCCACCAUAAAGACACAUCAAGGGAAGCAACAUCAUAAUGGUUUUCUGAACCCCAGCGAGGUGUGAAUUCAUGAUCAGUGCAAUCGUAGAGAAGGGUGAAGUUACAAAUAUUAAAUAAGUGGUAAAUAACCCGGAGUUUUUCCAGUGCCAUUUAAGUUUUCAACGCACAAGGAAAGAUUAUGGGUGAUUACCAAAAUUCAGGUGAGACAGACACCCCGGUAAGCUGGAGGGGUCCAAAGAAGUGAAUUAAUAUCCGGGGCUUGUUUUCCAGAGGGCCACUGAUAGAUAUUUUCAAAAAUGCCAUAGGAAAACUCUACGUCUUUUCUGGUUAGAUUCCUCCAACCUUCUAACGAUAGAGGCCAUGCUGCCGGGUCAGGAAUAUCGUGCGUGUGGUUUGCCCUUGCACAUGUCCAGCAAUUGGUAAGGCUGGCUCUCAGAGAGUUUCUGUAGAGUUGGGACUAAAGAGUGAGAUAGGCUAUGCGAAGUGGAUGUGGCUCAUUGUAUAAGCACCAUGAGGCAGCACUCGUCCAGAUCCCAGACAUUUUGUCGUUAAUUAAUGGGCAAUUUAGUUAAACAAUUUUAGAUAGUUAUUAGGAAAGGAUUAUUAGAGCUGAAUUUCAUGAUGAGGUUCUAGCUUAUUUUACAUGAAAUUUAGAGGCGGUGAAAACAAGGCAUGAAGUAUGAGGUGGAAAUGGUCAAUAGGGCAGUAAAGGAUAUUAAGAAGGCAACUGAAAACAGAAGGAAGGCGAUCUCCAUCACGUGAGAAGACCGGAGUUGCUCAUGGCCUCAGGAGGGUGAUUAUCGCAGCCGUUAUCAUGUAGAUACAUGAUUUGUGCAUUCCAAGGAUUUAAAUGGGGAAGACGUAACAUUGGGAACUCUGGCCUGGUCCUGUGUCUCAGGUCUUGCUAAUCUUGGGAUUUGUCAUCUUCUUCUCAUCCUGGUUUUGGGGUGUUUGUUUUAGUCACUUGGAGCCAAAUAUCAGCAACAGGAAUUGAAGUCCACUCAGGUGGAGGGGACGUUUUUACAUGAAUCCCUGGGUUUACUCCGUUUAAUUUUGCAGCACGUGGAUUAGUCAAUAAUCGCUGAUAAGGGUCUUUCCAACGGGGUAGCAAAGUCUUUAUCUGAUGCCUUUUCCAAUAAGCAAAGUUCCCAGGUUGUAGUCCCCGAUCCUUGAGGUCUUCAUCUCCUGGGAGCUCACUGUCGAGGGAAUUGGUUACCAACUUUUCAUUUUUCUAAGUGCCUUAACGAGACCCUGACAAUAGUGUAAUAUGUCCCUCUUAAGUAAAAUUUGUUGUUACAUUCCUACAUUUAAUUGCACAGGUCAUCCUGUUAUUAUUUCAAAAGGAGACACCUGACGUUUACCAAAACAUGGGGACCACAAGGAAGUAGGAGGAGUUAUUGGGCCUGCCUAGAAGGAAUGUUGGCCCUGUGGUCUUGGGGGAUGUGAGAGAGGGGGAGGCACAGGUCUGGGAGCCGUUGGGGAGGAGGGGGUGGUCCCCUCGCUGGAAAUAUCCACGGAAACUGUGGCUCACUCAGGGUUAAGUAGAAGUGCACAGACCCGGGGGCCCUGGCCACUGGCAGCUCUGCCUCCCCCCGUGUUUCCAUUUUCUGACCAGCUCUAGGAGCAGAAUCAAAAAGAAGCUGAACCAGGAAGCAGCGCGGCACAAAGAAAAGCAGAAGCGGGAGCCACAGACACUUGGCCCUCCUCCUUGAGGGGACUGAAACAUUGGGUCCAGCUGGGGUCUGGCGCAAUUGCAGAUGACAUCUGUGCUGGAGAGAUGACCCAGCAGUCCCGGGCUGUGUGGCUGCCUUUAGCUUUGCUGCUUCUCUGGGUCCCAGGCUCUCUGUCUCUGAGUGGCCCCAGAACUGUGACCGGCACCAUCGGGGGAUCCCUGAGUGUGCAGUGUCGGUAUGACGAGGAAUACAGAGAACAUAAAAAAUACUGGUGCCGAAACUCAAAGUGGCCACCGUGGAGGAAGAAGAUUGUGGAGACCACAGAGUCAGAGAGAGAAGUGAGCCGUGGCCGCGUGUCCAUCAGGGACCACCCCGCAAACCUCACCUUCACCGUGACCUUGGAGAGCCUCACAGAGGCUGACACGGGAUCUUACUGCUGUGGGAUCGAUACAUCGUGGUUUGAAAGAGUUUUACGUGAGCCCACCUUCCAGGUUGAGGUGUCUGUGGUGCCAGCAGCCCCAACAUCAGCCCCAAAGUCGGCGCCAACGUCAGCCCCAACUACAAGUAUCUCCGUAACCACAACCUCGACCAUCACCACCCCGGCCACCGUGAGCGCCACCCUCAGCGGGAGCAGCCAGGAGGGACUGCAGCAGAACCAGGGCUGGGGGCUCCAAGUGCUGCUCUCUCUGUUGGCAGUUCUGCUGCUUCUGUUGGCGGGGACCUCACUGCUGGCCUGGAGGAUGGUUCAGAGACGGGCCAAAGCUGGCGAGACUCCAGAGCCAGCCCAGACCCCCAGUCAGGCUGCCCCACAGAGUGAGCCCUGCUAUGAGAAUCUGGAGCUGCAGAUGUGUCCCCUUCGGGAAGAGCCCAUGAGGCCAAGGCAGCCGGAGGUGGUGUACAGCACGUUGGCAACCUCGGGGGGAGAGCUUCACUACAGCUCCGUGGUGUUUGACGGCUGGAGUCGGGGUUCCGAGGCCCAUAGGAUUCCCUGCCAGAGGUCGCCGGAGAAGGAGCCAGAGUACAGCGUGAUUAAGAAGAGAUAAGCCUGCGUCUCCGGCCUCGCCGUCUGGAGGUCUCUGUGGGCCACAUGGCCUGCCCCCUCCACCCUCACCCACGCCCCCUUCAGCCUGCCCUCCUCAGUGGUGACCCACAAGGCCUCUGGGCUCCCUCGGGCUGUCCCUCUUGCACCAUCAGCCCAACUGGCUUCAUUGAGGACGAGCGAGAGGGGACGGGGUUCCAGAGGGGCCUGUGGGAAACCCUCCCACCGUGUUGUUGCAUCUUUCCUCGCUUUCUUUGGUUCCUUCCAGCUCGGUGCGUGCAGGACAGGAGCCCAGUCCCUCACGGCUCCAGGAAAAGAUGUGGCUCGUGCAGGAUGGUACCUAGGAAUAGCUCUGUAAACCCCAGCCCCGUGGAAGUGUCUGGGAUCGCUGGGGAGUGGACAGCCGGGAGAGAGCCAGGAGAAGGCAGAGGCACUGAAGAUGGGUCCCCCUCACCUCACAGACAAGGACACUGAGUCCAGAGAGGAGAGGUUUAUCUGUGGCUCCAGAGCCAGCAGUGGGCAGCGUCCUCAGUUCCUCUGGACUCUUAGAUAGUUUAUUUUUAAUAUGAGAUACAAUAAAGUUUAAAAUACCUUGA
Molecule: messenger RNA, 3553 nt
Organism: Equus caballus (horse)
Lineage: Eukaryota; Metazoa; Chordata; Mammalia; Perissodactyla; Equidae
Product: CMRF35-like molecule 8
Cellular component (GO): plasma membrane
Molecular function (GO): transmembrane signaling receptor activity
Source: RefSeq, a predicted model, not a curated record